UGAGCCCACCUUCCACAUCUUUCAGCGGGCCCUAUCCUUGUCUCUGAAGCAGGCUUCCCAGAAAUAGGUCAGCUGAUGGUGACUCACACACCCUUACUUCCUGGCCUUUCGGAGUUCGGGCCUGCGUAUGAAACCUGGCAUUGUAAAGACACUUGGUACCUUUGGAGUUGAAGCUCUUCUUCCCUAUGCCUGCAUGGCUCUGCGUGCUCUUUUGAAAAGGAAUGGCUGAUGUGUGCACCUGGCCUUUCUCCUCGCAAAGUUAGCAGUGGCCACCAUGGGUUCUGUGAAUUCCCGAAGUCACAAGGCAGAAGCCCAUGUGGUGAUGAUGGGCCUUGACUUGGCUGGCAAGACCACGCUCCUGUACAAACUGAAGGGCUACCAGCUGGUGGAGACCCUGCCCACAGUUGGCUUCAAUGUGGAACCUCUCGAAGCGCCAGGGCGUGUGUCCCUGACUCUCUGGGAUGUCGGGGGUCAGACUCAGCUCAGGGCCAGCUGGAAGGACUACCUGGAAGGCACGGACAUCCUCGUGUAUGUGCUGGAUAGCACAGACAAAGCUCGCUUGUCCGAGGCAGUGGCUGAGCUCACGGAAGUCCUGGACAACCCCAGCAUGGCCAGCGUCCCUUUCUUGGUGCUGGCCAACAAGCAGGAAGCGCCUGAUGCUCUGCCGCUGCUUGAGAUCAGAGACAGGCUGGGCCUGGAGAGGUUCCCGGACCGCCGCUGGGAGCUCCGGGCCUGCAGCGCCCGCACCGGCGCCGGGCUGCCCGAGGCCUUGCAGAGCCUAAGGAGCCUCCUGAGAUCCCGACGGCACUGCGUCCCCAGGUGA
Messenger RNA from Pteropus alecto (black flying fox), 823 nucleotides. RefSeq names its product ADP ribosylation factor like GTPase 11 (gene ARL11). Gene Ontology annotation, biological process: vesicle-mediated transport; intracellular protein transport. Gene Ontology annotation, molecular function: GTP binding; GTPase activity. NCBI's taxonomy places the organism in Eukaryota, Metazoa, Chordata, Mammalia, Chiroptera, Pteropodidae. The transcript has a single exon. Bases 275 to 823 code for a protein of 182 amino acids. The record is from RefSeq and is a predicted model, not a curated record. Gene Ontology annotation, cellular component: cytoplasm.